AUGGCAUCAAUAGCUCCAAUGAGAAAUAUGACAGCAACACAUGCAAAAUCAUCAGCGAAAAAUUCGGAUUUUCAAAGCGAUAUGAUCAUAAAUUUUAUUGAAAAAGCAAUUCACAUCUCGCAACAAGCCGUAUUAGAUAAACUCACUCAAUUAGAAAUGAAAUCUAAAAUUACUACAAAUCGAUGUUCCGCUAUUGAACAACAAUUAGAAACAAAUGUAUUACCACAAAUAACAGUUUUGACAGGAUUAAUAUCAUCGAUUUCGCGUCGAAUUAUUGAACAUGAACGUGAAAUUAUUAAAAUGAAAGUUGAAAUAUCGAGACAUGAAAGAUAUUUCAAUGAUAUGUUACAUCUCUGUGUUGUUACGGAAUUAUUAAAAAAAGAAGGAAUAACUGGUCUAUAUGUUGAUAUUCUGAUUGAUGGUUUCGUGGCACUAGUCCAGAGCGCACAUAUAACUGAUGCCGUUGACGCUGAUACAAUGACAUGUAUUGAUUAUCUAGAACAUAGAACUGGUGAAAUAAUAUUAUCCACAUCGGGAAUUAAUAAGCAAUACUCGCUUGAUCAAUCGUCAGAUCGACAAAAAAUUCUAUAG
This is a messenger RNA of Didymodactylos carnosus, 591 nucleotides long. The record is from the annotation of a GenBank genome assembly. Lineage: Eukaryota; Metazoa; Rotifera; Eurotatoria; Philodinida; Philodinidae.